AGUUCAUCCUCAUGGCCACGCUGCAGUUUGGAAAAAUUCCAAACCCUGAGAAGUGGAAUCAGAACAGGAUGGAUGUGAUGAUACAGAUUCCCAACCUGUCCAGGAUCCUGUGUUUUUCUUUUCAUCUUAUCCUCAUUCUGCUUCAACAGACUACUGCAGAACGAGAACUGAAGUUUGUGGUUGUAGUUUUCCGACAUGGUGACCGAACACCAAUUGUAAACUUUCCAACUGAUCUACACAAAGAAAGCGAAUGGCCCCAGGGAUUUGGACAACUCACCAAGACUGGAAUGCAGCAGCUGUUUGAACUCGGACAGUACAUGCGGAAACGAUAUUCCACCUUCUUGAACAGCACAUACAACCGGCAAGAGUUUUACAUCCAAAGUACAGAUUAUGAUCGCACCAUUAUGAGUGCCCAGUCGUACCUUUCUGGCCUCUUUCCACCAACUAGCAGCCAAAUUUGGAACCCUGAGCUUCUCUGGCAACCCAUUCCAGUUCAUAUUUUUCAAAAAUCAACAGAGCGGAGGCUGAACUUUCCUCUCCCUGACUGUCCUCGUUUUGAUGAACUUCAGAAUGAAACACAAACAUCCAGUGAAUUUCAAAAUAGAAUACAACCAUAUAUGGAUUUUAUACAAACAAUGGCUGUUAACACAGGACUUGAACUAAAUAAUCUUAAAAUACUGGAUAAUUUCCAGCUCUGGAAUACAUACGAUACUCUGCAUUGUGAGGGUAUUCACAAUUACACUCUCCCUGUAUGGGCCACCAAAGAUGUAAUUGACAAGAUGGAAAAACUGGCAGAAUUGUCCUUAUUAUCACUAUUUGGGCUUUAUAAAACAGAAGAGAAAUCACGACUACAAGGAGGUGUCCUUGUGAAUAUUAUUUUAAAUAGUAUUAAACAAGCUACCAAUUCUUCAAAACCAAGAAAAAUGGAGGUCUACUCUGCACAUGACACCACAGUUGGGGCUCUCCAGAUUGCUCUCAAUAUUUUCAAUGGAAAACUGCCACCAUAUGCUGCUUGCCAGUUUUUUGAACUCUACCAAGAAAGCAACGGGCGAUAUAGCAUCGAAAUGCAUUAUAGGAAUGACACUUCAAAGGAUCCUUACCUGCUCACUUUACCAGGAUGCACCUCUUCUUGUCCACUUGAGAAGUUUGCUGAACUAGUUUCUCCUGUGAUAACAGAAAAUUGGUCAAAAGAAUGUGGGAAGAAAGACAAUGUGAAAGAUAUUUUUAUCGGAUUUGAUGUUGCUGUUGGCUUGUUGUUCAUUUUUAACCUUGUACUGCUCUACCUCCUUUAUCAUUAUGGACGCUGCAGGCGCAGAAGCAAUUAUCAAGACAUUUAAAGGGGAGGUAAAGAAACAAAAGAGAGAGCAGCUAGACAUUGAACAAUACUUGAAGUUGCUGAUAUCCGUCAGUUUGCUCUGGUCCAAUUAAUCUCCAAAGCAUAUUCAAUAAAUUUGAAGAGCUGAGGUAUCUGUGGCCUAGCUCCUAAAAUUCUAAACAACUGCAGUGAGAAAUACUGUAGUAAUAUGUAAUUGUUAAGAACUACUGGAUGGAUGGAAUCACUUUAAUUUAUAUCUUUAGGUUUUCUACUACUAUUAAUCAAUCAUAUCAAUGGGUAGGGUGAAGGGAUGCUAUUGCCUAUGAUUUGUUUUUUUAUAUUACCAUUUAGCCCUUCACUGCUCAACAAGUCUCUUCAAAAUUGCAGUCAGUAAUAUUUUCUUUACUUCUUAUAAAUGGAUAUUUUGUUGAUACACAGGAAAAUGUUUUUAGUGAGCAGAAGCUGCAAUCACUGUAUGAAAAAGAUUCAUACCAGCACAUGGACAUACUACUUCUGCACUUAUUCAUGCAAAUCUAUUAAUGAGAUUUGACCUUGGCCUUCAGCUAAUAAAAGUCUUCAGCCUGCUUUUUAAAGGAGUUACACUAUUUCAGCUCUCGCUGAAAUUAGUAGAAACUGGAAUAAUCUCUGUCACACAUCCAGACAUCAAGUAAGAAGCUUAGUGCAACAGCAUCUUGGUCAGUGUCCACAACUUCAGUAAUAAGGAUAAGUAAAUACAUUAAAAUCUGUUUUCUGCCACUACACUGAUUUCUUAUUUUUCUGAGCUCCAAGUCAUUAAUGAUCC
Messenger RNA from Neopelma chrysocephalum (saffron-crested tyrant-manakin), 2117 nucleotides. RefSeq names its product prostatic acid phosphatase-like. The coding region runs from base 12 to 1337 and encodes 441 amino acids. The transcript has 12 exons. Gene Ontology annotation, biological process: lysosome organization; dephosphorylation. Lineage: Eukaryota; Metazoa; Chordata; Aves; Passeriformes; Pipridae. Gene Ontology annotation, molecular function: acid phosphatase activity. Gene Ontology annotation, cellular component: lysosome; plasma membrane. The record is from RefSeq and is a predicted model, not a curated record.